Messenger RNA from Melampsora larici-populina 98AG31, 675 nucleotides. RefSeq lists its product as uncharacterized. The coding region runs from base 1 to 675 and encodes 224 amino acids. The transcript has 3 exons. Lineage: Eukaryota; Fungi; Basidiomycota; Pucciniomycetes; Pucciniales; Melampsoraceae. The record is from RefSeq and is a predicted model, not a curated record.
AUGCAAUCAUUAUCACUUCAACGCACCAUUGUCAUUGUCAUUCUUGCGGCUACCACCUUAUGCACAAUCACGUCAGCCACUCCUUUUCCUGACCCCCAAAGCACUAUGGCCACCACAGCCGACAGCCCAAAAGACGACAAUUCCACCGCCUCAUCUCCUUCAGACACUGCCCAGCAGACUCCAUCACAGACUCCUCCGGAGCACGAUCACGAAACGCAUCAUCGCGCAACUAACGCGACUCAUCACCGCAAGACGCGUGCUUCCGAAACAAAAGCCAUCAACCAUGACGUAGCGAUUGUCGAUGACAUUCUCAAGCGACUUGCACAGGAUGGACUUUCUUCACAAGACAUCAUUCGUCUAGCGCACAACGGAACCUCGACCGAAAUCAAAGAAGCUAAGCACAGACAUUAUCUUGCGUAUCACCCAUUCGAGGAAUCUAAACGAGCAAAAAGUCUCGAUGCCCUUAAGAAAAUCGCCCCUAUCAUUGACCAGAUCAAUGCAAACUUCAACGCCACUGCGGCCACGCCUUCUGAUGUCAAGCCUCAUGUUGCCGAGAUCAACCGCUUGCGAACGGAGGGUCAUCCUUAUGCCAUGACGAUCAUUGCAAACGCAGCGUCCAACAUGACACGGACUUCCAACACCGCACGGGCCUCUAACACUACACGGGCGACGUAG